AUGGAGAUGAUACCCGAGAAGGUUGCCGCAAAGGCCAAAUCGGCGGCCACAGAGUCGGCCGAGGACAUCAUUUAUGGCUCGAUUGCCGGAAUCGUGGGCAAGUACAUCGAAUAUCCCUUCGACACUGUCAAAGUGAGGCUACAAUCCCAGCCCGACCACCUUCCUCUCCGCUACACCGGGCCCCUCGACUGCUUCAAACAAUCCAUCAAGGCAGAUGGAGCUCUCGGGCUGUACCGCGGCAUCACGGCGCCACUCUUCGGCGCCGCUGCCGAGACCAGCAGUCUGUUCUUCUUUGAGCGCAUCGGCCGCGAGGCUGUCUACACAUCGGGGUUCUGCCCGCGCGGCCAAGAGCUCCCACUCCCCGCUCUAUGGUUCACCGGAGCCUUUUCCGGCGCAUUCACAUCUUUCGUCCUCACCCCCAUCGAGCUGGUCAAAUGCAAGAUCCAAGUCCCCGCGACCGCCGCGGACGGCACCCGGCCACACGCACCAGGGAUCAUGUCUGUCAUCCGGGACGUGUACAAGCACGAGGGUGUCCGCGGGUUCUGGCACGGACAGAUGGGCACGUUCCUGCGCGAAUCUGGCGGCUGCGCGGCGUGGUUCGGGUCUAAGGAGACGACCUCGGCUUUCUUCCAUAAGCUCAACUUGAAGGCGGCCAAGACGCAGGCCGAGAGGGAGAUCCUUGCCUCUUCCCCACUGCCGCUCUGGCAGCAGGCCGUGGCCGGUGCCUCGGCUGGCAUGUCGUACAAUUUCCUCUUCUUCCCGGCGGACACGAUCAAGUCUCGCAUGCAGACUGCUCCCGUGGGCGGGUCGGUGAGAAACCGGACGUUUAUGGAAGAGGGGAGGGCGCUCUGGCGGCAGCAUGGCGUCAGGGGAAUGUAUCGCGGUUGUGGCAUCACCGUAGCACGAUCGGCGCCGAGCUCGGCGUUCAUCUUCAUGGUGUUUGACGGGCUGAAGCGACACUUUCCGUUCGAAGGUGUCUAG
Messenger RNA from Microdochium trichocladiopsis, 981 nucleotides. Its product is annotated as amino-acid transporter arg-13. The transcript is spliced from 2 exons. Gene Ontology annotation, molecular function: L-ornithine transmembrane transporter activity. Bases 1 to 981 code for a protein of 326 amino acids. Lineage: Eukaryota; Fungi; Ascomycota; Sordariomycetes; Xylariales; Microdochiaceae. Gene Ontology annotation, biological process: mitochondrial L-ornithine transmembrane transport. The record is from RefSeq and is a predicted model, not a curated record.